This is a messenger RNA of Aplosporella prunicola CBS 121167, 1673 nucleotides long. RefSeq lists its product as uncharacterized. Lineage: Eukaryota; Fungi; Ascomycota; Dothideomycetes; Botryosphaeriales; Aplosporellaceae. The record is from RefSeq and is a predicted model, not a curated record. The coding region runs from base 372 to 1535 and encodes 387 amino acids. The transcript is spliced from 5 exons.
GCUGUGCUCUACAUACACAGUUGCCGCAAACGACAUGCCUGGGCGAAGGGUCGGCUUGCGCUCAUCAAAGCCGUGUCACGUCGGCGUCUGCGGUGCGCCAGCUGCCCCACGCAAGGAGUGCGCGCCGAAGCAAGGCCCAUUGCCCCUCUGGGUCCAAAGCGCUUGCCACUACGCGAGGGACUGAAUGUCGCUCUUCUCCCUUGCCAGCCGUUGUAUAUUGCACAGAGCUGCCCCCCGGGAUCCCUGGAUUCCUCUGGUUUUUUUCCUUUUCUUUUUUGCAUCAUGAUGCAAAUCAUCCCACCUGUCAGAAGAGAGAAGAAAGAAGAAUCACUGUCGUUGUCGCUGCCACCGUCACCGUCACCGUCGCCGCCAUGACUUCCUCCUCGGGCGCCAUCCACAACUACUUCACCCCCGAAGUCCUCGUCCACACCGGCUACACCCUCAUCGCCGUCAUCUCCACCGUCGUCACCGCCCGCUUCAUCAUCCGCAUCUGGAAACGCAAAGGCCCGCAGAUCGAGGACUUUCUCGUCCUGCUGUCCUUUGGCCUGUUCCUGGCACUGACCAUCAGCUACAUCAUCGUCACCCCGCCAAUGUUUAGAGUGUACAAUGUCGAGAUGGGCAAAGCACCCCCCUACCCCACCAUGAUCGACGACGCCGUCUUCAUGGUCAAGAUCUUUUUCUACAACACCAUGCUGCUGUGGUUCACCCUGUGGACCGUCAAGUUUUCUCUGCUCGCGCUAUAUCGCCGCCUCAUGACAAACCUGCGCACGUAUAUCAUCCUGUGGUGGAUCCUGGUCAUUUUCUGCGCUCUCACACUAAUCGGCGCCGUCAUCUCCAACAUCACGUCCUGUCACAGCAUGCGCGCAUGGUUCACGCCAGGCCUUUGCACCACGCCCCGCGACAUCAACGCCCAGAUAGCCAGCCUAUACUACGCGUUCGCGGUGGACGUGCUCACCGACCUCCUCAUCAUGGCGCUGCCCAUCCGGCUAAUCUGGAACCUGCAGAUGCCGCGGAUGGAAAAAGCCGGCAUCGGCGCCCUCUUCUGCACCGGCUUCGUGUGCAUCAUCAUCGCCAUCAUCCGCGUCGUGCAGAUUGGCACCCGCGCGGGGAACAACAGCACGCCGAGCAGUUCGUGGCUGGCGCUGUGGGCGAUAGUCGAGUCGGCCAUCGCCGUCUUCAUAGGCUGCUGCCCCGCCUUCGCCGCCUUCUACCGCACCAAGCGCAACACGUCGCGCGGGUACUCAAAGUCGAAAGAAAAGCCGCCACGCAGCGGGCACAGCGCGCCGUCGUCGGCGUCGGCCAAGACAGCCGCCGCAAACCUGCUGCCGCCCCGCCCCGACGGCAUCAUGCUCAAGAGCGUGGCGAGCCGGGGUGGCGGGCCCGCCCGUGUCCUCAGCUCGUACUGGGAUGAUGAGGGCGGCAGUUCGCAGGAGGAGCUGGCUAAGGGGGGCGAGCUGCGGUUGAGCGAGGGCGGCAUUUAUGUCACUACUAGUGUGAGGCAGGACUCGUCGUCGGGGCACGCGGAGCGCGUUUGACGCUGCCGCGUGCGAAUAUGUAGGGAGCGAGCGAGCGAGCAGUGAACAGGUAAGAGAGAGGGUGUGUGUGUGCGUGCCCCACACAAACACACGCAUCCCUCAAACCAGUUGUUAUACCCGGCGUCAUCGGCCACAUCA